UUCUUCUGCUCAUCGUCCCAUCGGGUCCUUUCCCUUCGCGGCGGGCCCGCCCUGCCGCCCAUUGUGCCUCGUGCCAUGUGACCGGGGCGGUUUCUCGACGUUAUUUCUGCUUAGUCACGGCGCGAGAGGAUAGAGCUGCCGCCGCGCGCCACAGCAGGUGCCCCGAGAGCUCGGCCCCGCCGCGCGGCUGCGCCAUGGGGACGGACGCCGCGCGUGCCCUCCUGGAGCGAGCGACCACCCUCAACCUGCAGACCGGCAACCUGCUCAACUGGGGCGGUCUGCGGAAGAAGUGCCCGGCUACCCCCGGCGAGGAGGUGCGGGACUGUAUUCAAAAAACCCUGAGUGAAUGGAGCUCAAAGAUUGGACAAGAUCUAAAUCAGGAAGCAUUGGAGGUUGUGGAAUGUACUGUAGCUCAAGCUAUUGAAAAAAUAAAUCCUGAAGAAAGAGAUGAGUUGAAAGUGUCAGCAAAACUUUUCAUCAUUGGAUCAAACUCUCCAUCAAUCAGAGAUGCAGUUGACAUGGCAUGUUCUGCACUUGGGGUUGCUCAGUUAGAUUCUGUCAUUAUCGCCCCACCUCCUGUUGAAGAUGGAAUUAGCCUCUCUUUGGAGUAUUUACAACCUUAUUGGCAAGAGCUUGAAAAUCUAGUUCAAAGCAAAAAGAUUGUUGCCAUAGGUACCUCUGACUUAGAUAAAGUACUGUUAGAGCAGCUCUAUCUAUGGGCACAGGUGAAACCAAGUAGUAACCAGGUAAAUCUAGCUUCCUGUUGUGUUAUGCCACCUGAUCUCACAGCAUUUGCAAAACAAUUUGACAUACAGCUAUUAACUCACAAUGAUCCAAAAGAAUUGCUCUGUGAAGCAAGCUUCCAAGAAGUUCUCCAAGAAAGCAUCCAGACCACGAAAGCCCACGAAUGGACUCCUUUAUGGCUUCUCCGGUAUUCAGUCAUUGUUAAAAGCAGAGGAAUUAUCAAGUCAAAAGGCUUUAUCUUACAAGCUAGAAGAAAUGCCUCUUAAAACACUUCCUCAUUUUUACAAUAGCUUGCUGUUUAAACUUCUUGGGGACAAGGGGAACAUUGCUGCUUUUGUAGGAAUAUUUCACAACAGCUGUAACAAAGUCCAGAAGUUGUAAUUUUUCAAAGCGGUGUCAGCAAAAGUGUCUGCCGUGUUCUGAUACUACUUUUCUUUCUUAACCUACUCACCAGUUCCUUUAAAAUACGAAAUAUUAUGUUUUCACUAAACUCUUUUCUAACUGAAAUUAUCUAUAAAGCAAAUGUUCAAAAUAUUUUUCUGUUAUAAGACCACUGCACUGUAAAACUAUCACUGUAUUUUAGCUACCCUCAGGUAGUAUAAAAAAAUGUAUAUUUUAUUUUUUAACAAGUUGAAUUUCUUUAAAUUAAUAGCUACUAACCAGGUAGGUACCUAGAGUUCAGACUUUCAAAGAAUAAUUUGUAUAGAUAACUAAACCUAUCAUGAAAAAUUAUUGGAAAAAAUAAAUUGGUAUGUCAUUAAUGUAGGCACAUCAGCUGAUUGAUUUGUGUGGAUGGGAAAAUUGGUUCAUUUUUAAUAUGUUAUAAAAGACUUCUGUUUUGGGAGGUGAGGGAGAACGCACCUCCAGGAUUACUUUGAGUGUUAGUUGAAGUCCUGCUGGCCUCUUUGUGCCUCUAAUUUUUGUAGAAGGGUGAUGGCAUCUUUAUAGUUUGAAGUAGAAAGUGUAUUAUGCUGUGAUUACCUGAAGAGCUGGAAGCAAGUGAUGAAAAUUUUGUAAAUUGGAAAUCAUAAUGCGAUUGGUUUGUUCUCAACUGUGGCACUUUUUUUUUCUUUUUUAAUUCAGGAGCCACAGAGGAGAGGGUAACUGUGAGGCUGCUUGUUGUACGAUCAUGUACAAGGGCUGACUUGGAGGUUGCCUGGGAAGCUUUGUUGCUUGAGUGCCAUUCAGAAAUGGCACUAGCGUUAGCUUCGAGCCAUGCGCGCUUCUGUGUGGCGCGCUCUUGAUGCCUUCUGUGCCGCCGGCUUCUGCAUCCGAGAGGCUGCGGCUCGUGAGAGGCUGCACGUUCCGUGUUGCCUGUCUCUUGAGCAGCCCUUUCCACUUCCUGGGCCUCUAGAUCAAAAUAGACACCAAAACUGAAACUUGCAGUUUGGCAGGGGCUUGAUGCUAAGCUUCUAAAAUCAAAUAAGCAUUUUCUUAGUGACUUUAGAUAAUAAGAGGGCGUUAUGUUAGUACUUGUUAACUUUUAUGUGUUUUGAGCUUUGGACCAUGAGAGAGUUAACUUCACUCUGUUGUCAGCUGGUGGCAUUUUAAUGCUUGUAGGCACUGUCUAGAAGUAUCAGCUUACUAUAAUACAUUCCAUUAAUUCAAAAUGUUAACUUUUAUCAAGAUAUUUUUGAACCCUUAAGUAUCUUAUCUGUAUGUGGCAAGUUGUAGGAAGCUUUCCAAGACUUUCUUCAGUUGUUUUGUUAAAUAUCAGGGAGAGAGCUGGAGCUAGUAAUGAAACAAGAAAAUGUUUGUGUGUGUGUUUUGUUUGUUUUCUCUUAACUGAGAUUUAGUCUUUUUAUUUUGUGAGGAGUUGUUGUGGUGUAUCAGAUUUGCAAAGUAAGAGGAGUUUCGCUUCAGACUUCUCUGCCAGCCUAGAGCCAUGUGCUGCUCAGACUGACCGCUGUGUGUGGUGAGCUGCUGCCAUCCUGCACUGUACCCGCCUUGCUCCUGUGCUCGUCUUACUCAUUGAAAUCCUGCAGAAUAAGAAUUGUGCUGAAACAUGUACAGGUUGUCCUGUCGGGAUGAUUAUUUAUUUCCUUACUGUAAACCACUAACAGUUCUCUUGCUAUAGAAAAGUAUGUUAAGA
Messenger RNA from Nothoprocta perdicaria, 2836 nucleotides. It is a transcript of the gene GCLM, whose product is annotated as glutamate-cysteine ligase modifier subunit. Gene Ontology annotation, biological process: glutathione biosynthetic process. The record is from RefSeq and is a predicted model, not a curated record. The coding region runs from base 195 to 1010 and encodes 271 amino acids. Gene Ontology annotation, cellular component: glutamate-cysteine ligase complex. Lineage: Eukaryota; Metazoa; Chordata; Aves; Tinamiformes; Tinamidae. The transcript is spliced from 7 exons. Gene Ontology annotation, molecular function: enzyme regulator activity; glutamate-cysteine ligase catalytic subunit binding.